UCCGCUCCAUGCAAACCCACUUGAAAUAUACGGAGCACCCGCUGUUCGUGCCGUGUCGUCUCGUCUCGUCUCGCGCUUCACUCCGCUCCACUCCACUCCACUCCGCUCCGCUCCGUCGCGAGCCACACAGAGCGCCAGACCGUGAGAGAGCAACCGCUGUGCGAUGACGGGGACGGAGGCUACCACGGCGACGGCGAGCGGCGGCGCGGGGCUGUGCCUGGCGCGUGCGCCGUCGCGGACUGGCAGGGUGGUCGACGUCGACCUCGACGCGCCGUCGCCCAGGCCGGCGCUCGGGCCUGCCGCCGGCGUGCCGUUCCUCUGGGAGGACGCACCCGGGAGGCCCAAGGCCGUGCCUGCCCAAGCCGGCGAGCCAGCGUCCGCUCCACGUGCCGCCUUGCCGCGUCUUGUUCCUCACGGCGGCGGCGGCGAGGCUGGCGCAGGGUAUGGCGGGGAGGGGGACUUGCCGCGCCCCGUGGCGCCGCUCAGGCUGCCGCCUCGUCUGCAGGCGGCGGUAGCGGCCGCCGUGGCAGCCACAGCGGAGUGCUCGCUCUCCCCGAAUACCGUGCUUCAGGGCCCCUACGGCAGCGGCGGCGGCGGAGGAGGAAACAAGCCGCCGAGGCCGCUGGGGAGGAGCGGGGGCACCACGAGCGGCAACAGGAGGAAGCCAAGCGCCGGCGUGAGCCUCUGGAAGAAGGCCACGGCCGCGGCGAGAGGCAAGAAACACGGCGACGACGACGCUGCUGCUCUGGACACCUCGUGCCGCUCUCCAGCGUCGUCGUCAUCCUCCUCCUCAUCGUCGUCGUCCUCCUCGUCGAUGUCCUACUUCGGCGACGACCACCGACGCCAAGCAGACGGUGAUGGGCACGACGACCCGGAGGACGGCGGCGCCAAGAGCACGGUGAGGAUCACGAGGUUCCGAAGGAACAGUAGCAUUCCAAGUGUGACCACUUCACACCUGUGGGCAAGCAUCUGCAGAAGCGUAAAGCAGAUCACUCCAUGGAGCUAGAGACCCUGCCAGUGCCAGCUUCCAAAGUACAGACAGUGUCACAAACUGUACCCAGCCAUGCAGAUCUGCAAAAUGUUGAGCUCUGGGAAUUACAAGGACAUACAAAAGCGUUUUCUGCUCAAUGUAAACUGGUUUUAAGGCUGUAAAUCUAUGGUGCCAGGAUUUAGAGUUAGAUAAACUUCGUUGCUUCGGGCAUUUCUUCAUAUAUCCUCUGUAAAUACCAUGGGAUGCCCAGGAGCAGGGUUCGCGUUACCGCGGUUACCGCCGCGGUAACCGCGCCCUCCGCCGGCCGAGGCACGGCUUCGGCAAGCCGCGGUAACCGAGUUUAAAUUUGAGGAGAAUUUAAAAAAAUU
Oryza brachyantha (malo sina) is the source of this 1359-nucleotide messenger RNA. RefSeq names its product translation initiation factor IF-2-like. The transcript has 2 exons. The record is from RefSeq and is a predicted model, not a curated record. The coding region runs from base 164 to 1006 and encodes 280 amino acids. Lineage: Eukaryota; Viridiplantae; Streptophyta; Magnoliopsida; Poales; Poaceae.